Asparagus officinalis (garden asparagus) is the source of this 2738-nucleotide messenger RNA. Its product is annotated as alpha-glucan phosphorylase, H isozyme. The record is from RefSeq and is a predicted model, not a curated record. The coding region runs from base 1 to 2487 and encodes 828 amino acids. Gene Ontology annotation, biological process: glycogen catabolic process. The transcript has 15 exons. Gene Ontology annotation, molecular function: glycogen phosphorylase activity; pyridoxal phosphate binding. Gene Ontology annotation, cellular component: cytoplasm. Lineage: Eukaryota; Viridiplantae; Streptophyta; Magnoliopsida; Asparagales; Asparagaceae.
AUGCCGAUAGCCGCACUGCGCGAUGCUUGUCGUCCUUCGUCAGAGAUCGCAUCGAACAUAGCCUACCACUCCCGCUACAGCCCUCAUUUCUCCCCUCUCAAGUUCGACCCUGAGCAGGCUUUCUAUGCCGCGGCGGAGAGCGUCCGCGAUCGCCUUAUCCAGAGCUGGAAUGAGACGUUCCUCCACUUUCACAAAGCCGAUCCCAAACAGACCUACUAUCUGUCGAUGGAGUACCUUCAAGGCCGAGCUCUCUCUAAUGCCAUCGGUAAUUUAGGCAUCCGAGAUGCUUAUGCUGAUGCCUUGACGAAACUGGGUCAUCAGCUCGAAAAAGUUGCAGAGCAGGAGAAAGAUGCGGCGUUGGGAAAUGGAGGGUUAGGAAGGCUCGCAUCUUGCUUUCUAGAUUCUAUGGCGACGUUGAAUUUGCCUGCUUGGGGCUACGGUUUACGGUACAGAUAUGGGCUUUUUAAGCAGAAGAUAUCUAAGGAGGGACAGGAAGAACUGGCUGAGGAUUGGCUUGAGAAGUUCAGUCCUUGGGAAGUUGUCAGGCAUGAUAUUGUAUUUCCCAUAAGGUUCUUUGGCCAUGUCGAGGUCUCUCCUACAGGAUCCCGAAAAUGGGUUGGGGGAGAGGUUAUUCAGGCACUUGCAUAUGACGUACCGAUUCCUGGAUACAAAACGAAAAACACUAUCAGUCUUCGUCUAUGGGAAGCAAAAGCUAGUGCAGAAGAUUUCAAUCUGUUUCAGUUUAAUGACGGGCAGUAUGACUCUGCUGCUCAACUUCACUCCAAGGCUCAGCAGAUAUGUGCAGUUUUAUACCCUGGAGACGCUACUGAAGAUGGGAAGAUUCUAAGACUGAAACAACAGUUUUUUCUUUGCAGUGCAUCACUGCAGGAUAUCAUUUUCCGAUUCAAGGAGAGAAGAGAUGGCAAAGGAGCAUGGCAGUGGUCAAAUUUCCCAGACAAGGUUGCCGUUCAGUUGAAUGAUACUCAUCCAACUCUUGCUAUCCCAGAACUGAUGAGACUACUCAUGGAUGACGAGGGGCUUGGUUGGGAUGAAGCUUGGGAUAUAACAUCAAGGACAAUUGCUUAUACAAAUCACACAGUUCUCCCAGAAGCACUAGAGAAAUGGUCACAGUCUAUAAUGGCUAAACUGCUUCCUCGUCAUUUGGAGAUCAUAAAAGAAAUUGAUAAGAGGUUUAUAGCUAUGGUAAUGUCUGGCUCAACUGGUAUGGAGAGCAAGAUUGCCACAAUGAGGAUACUUGAUGACUCCAAUCCCCAGAAGCCUGUUGUACGCAUGGCUAAUUUGUGUGUGGUGUCUUCACACAAGGUAAAUGGAGUUGCUCAGCUACACAGUGACAUCUUAAAAUCAGAGUUAUUUGCGGAUUAUGUCUCCAUAUGGCCUACCAAAUUUCAAAACAAAACUAAUGGCAUUACACCUCGAAGGUGGCUUCGCUUUUGCAACCCAGACUUGAGUGAUAUAAUUAGCAAAUGGCUGAAAACAGAUGAAUGGAUUACUAACCUUGACAUUCUUACCGGCCUUCGCCAAUUUGCUGACAACGAGGAGUUGCAUGCUGAGUGGGCCUCAGCCAAGAUGGCCAGCAAAUACCGCCUGGCACAGUAUGUAUUGCAAGUGACGGGUGUGACAAUUGACCCCAAUAGCCUCUUUGACAUUCAAGUCAAGCGCAUACACGAGUAUAAGAGACAGUUGCUUAACAUUUUGGGUGCAGUAUAUCGAUACAAGAAACUGAAGGAAAUGAGCAUCGAAGAGAGAAAGAAAACAACACCACGGACAAUUAUGCUUGGAGGAAAAGCAUUUGCAACAUACACCAAUGCUAAAAGAAUAGUCAAGCUGGUGAAUGAUGUUGGUGCAGCCGUCAAUAAUGAUCCUGAUGUCAACAGCUAUUUGAAGGUGGUCUUUGUACCAAACUACAAUGUAUCUGUUGCCGAAAUGCUCAUCCCUGGUAGUGAGCUGUCUCAACACAUCAGCACUGCAGGCAUGGAGGCUAGCGGAACUAGCAACAUGAAAUUUUCAUUGAAUGGUUGCCUCAUAAUUGGAACUCUAGACGGUGCAAAUGUUGAAAUCAGAGAAGAGAUAGGGGAAGAAAAUUUCUUCCUUUUUGGUGCCAAAGCAGAUGAGGUUCCAAGACUGCGCAAGGAGAGAGAAGCAGGACUGUUUAAGACAGAUCCGCGAUUUGAAGAGGCCAAGCUAUAUAUAAGAAGUGGCGUCUUUGGUAGCUACGAUUACAAUCCUCUCCUAGAUUCAUUGGAAGGAAAUUCUGGUUAUGGGCGAGGCGAUUAUUUCCUCGUUGGUCAUGACUUCCCAAGCUAUAUGGAUGCUCAGGCCAGAGUGGACGAAGCGUACAAGGACAGAAAACGAUGGCUGAAGAUGUCCAUUUUAAGCACUGCAGGAAGUGGCAAGUUCAGCAGUGACAGAACAAUUGCUCAGUAUGCAAAUGAAAUAUGGGGAAUAAAGCCCUGUCCAGCUCCAUAAGCUUUUUCAAGGAGCUCAGCUUCCAAAUAACGCAUAUACUUAUAAAAAGGCACAAGUGCUGUAUAAACACAUCACAUAUCCGUUCUAUAUGAUGGACUGCAUUCUUGAAAUGUAUGUGCUUUUGGUUCUUAAAGAGUUAUACUUCCAGCAAAGCAUGCACACAGAUUUGAAGUCGUGGGUAUCCUCAAGGUAAAACAUCGUCGAGAUAAUCGUUGUGCAAAUACAAGAUGGCGGCCAAACUUUCUUGUUCA